GUGUGUGUGACGUCACCGCCCCACGUCAGCACCUUGCGGAAAUACCGAGAGAGAGAGAGCGCAGGUCGAUCGGAACCAGUACGUUGCUCGGGAUGUUUUCACACUAGAAUAAAGACUUUUAAAUCCAAAUUAACGCUCUAUUAUUUAGUUGCGCCACCAGUUGAGUUAGUGCACUUGUUCUCCCAUCCGGUGCCGGUUCCGGUUAAUAGGCGCAACUGAAAAAGAGGGACAGAAUGUCCCUGUUCCAGUCAGCGCUCGAUUUCCUGGCCGGGCCCGGCGGAUCCGGUGCCGCCGCCAGCCGGGAUCAGAACGACUUCGUCGGGCAGGUGGUGGAGCUCGGAGAUCUGAAGCUCCGGAUCAAACGAAUCAUCGCGGAAGGUGGCUUUGCGUUUGUGUAUGAAGCCCAGGAUUUGGGCAGCAGUAAGGACUAUGCGCUCAAGAGACUUCUCUCCAAUGAAGAGGAGAAGAAUAAAGCCAUCAUUCAGGAAGUCUGCUUCAUGAAAAAGCUGUCUGGUCACCCCAAUAUUGUUCAGUUCUGCUCCGCUGCAUCCAUCAGUAAAGAAGAGUCGGACACGGGCCAGGCUGAGUUCCUCAUCCUCACUGAGCUGUGUAGAGGCCAGCUGGUUGAUUUUGUGAAGAAGGUGGAGCAGAGAGGACCCAUGUCAUGUGACACGGUGCUGAAGAUCUUUUACCAGUCAUGUCGUGCUGUGCAGCACAUGCACAAACAGUCUCCAGCAGUCAUCCACCGCGACCUGAAGAUUGAGAAUUUGUUGAUCAGUCAUCAGGGCACUAUAAAGCUGUGUGACUUUGGCAGCGCCACCAUCUUGGCACAUUACCCAGACUACAGCUGGUCUGCUCACAAGAGAUCUAUGGUGGAAGACGAGAUCACUAGAAACACGACUCCAGCAUACAGGACACCAGAGAUGAUUGACCUCUAUUCCAACUACCCAAUAAACGAGAAACAAGACAUAUGGGCUCUGGGCUGCAUCCUGUACCUGCUCUGUUUUAAGCAGCACCCAUUUGAAGAGGGAGCCAAACUCCAGAUAGUAAACGGCAAAUACAACAUUCCUCAGAAUGACACCAAGUACACAGUCUUUCACCAACUCAUCCGAUCAAUGUUGAAAAUCAACCCAGAUGAGCGACUGUCAAUCAGCGAGCUUGUUAGCCAACUGCAGGAGAUCGCUGCAGCCAGAAACGUCAACCCAAAAUCACCCAUUACUGAGCUCCUGGAGCAGAACGGAGGGUUCGGGAACAGCACACAGCUUCCCUCGCAGAUCAACAACUUACACAAUGCUGGUGUGUAUGACACAGACCCGGCCAUGGGUGGAGGCUUCCUGGAUAUUCUGAAAGGAGGAACCGAAAGAUUCCUGACCAACAUCAAAGACACUUCCUCCAAAGUCAUCCAGUCAGUGGCCAGCUCCAGUUAUGCUAAGGGAGACCUGGACCUGUCCUACAUCACCUCCAGACUAGCAGUCAUGUCUUUCCCAGCUGAAGGUGUUGAAUCUGCAAUUAAGAAUAACAUUGAGGACGUGCGUCUGUUCCUGGAUUCUCGACACGCGGGUCAUUAUGCAGUAUACAACCUCUCCAAACGCUCCUACAGACCGGCCAGGUUUCACAACAGGGUAUCAGAGUGCGGUUGGCAGCCUAGACGAGCUCCUACUCUGAAGAACUUGUACAGUAUAUGUAAAAACAUGCACCAGUGGCUCAAGCAGGACCAGAGGAACAUCUGCAUCGUACAUUGUCUGGAUGGACGGGCAGCGUCGGCUGUGGUGGUUUGUGCAUUCCUCUGUUUCUGUCGUCUGUUCUCUACAGCCGAGGCUGCAGUUUACAUAUUCAGCAUGAAGCGAUGCCCACCGGGCAUCUCGCCCUCACACAAACGGUAACUUCCUGUCUUUUUCUC
Molecule: messenger RNA, 1900 nt
Organism: Sinocyclocheilus grahami
Lineage: Eukaryota; Metazoa; Chordata; Actinopteri; Cypriniformes; Cyprinidae
Product: cyclin-G-associated kinase-like
Exons: 16
Coding region: 234-1883 (549 amino acids)
Biological process (GO): protein phosphorylation; regulation of clathrin-dependent endocytosis; positive regulation of Notch signaling pathway
Cellular component (GO): cytoplasm
Molecular function (GO): AP-2 adaptor complex binding; ATP binding; protein serine/threonine kinase activity
Source: RefSeq, a predicted model, not a curated record